UGCUAGAGGCAACUAGUUUUGUUAGUUUUUUGUUUUUUUUUACCCACGUUAAUACAUACAUUUCCAUACCAAUCUCAAAAUUCGAAGUCUAGCUUAAGAUCUCAGUUACUCAACAUUAACAAUUUUUUCGAACACGUUGGUAAAUAAUAUUUCAUGACCUUAAAUAUAAGAAUUGCUGGUAAAAAUUUCAACUUACUUUAAAUUUGAAAUAACAACACUUACUUGCAGUUCGAUGUGAAAGGUGAACUUUCAGUUAAAUGGUGAAGUACUAGAGCAUUGAGCCUGUGCCCAAAUUUAAUCAAAUUUUCAGGAAAAAAAAGUGUGUGGAAAUAACCGGUUAAGGGGCAUUUAGGGACUUGCGCGGAAGAUCAUAACCUCUUCUACGAAAAUUUCUAAGCCGCAUAAGUUGUGGUUAUACGAUAUUUAAGUCUCCUAUAUUAUUUAAUAGCUCCACGAGUUAACGCAAUGUUAUCGAAUUUUUAACGCCCGUCUAUGGGUUGCACCACGCCAUCGCUGCAUUUUGAGAGUAAAUCCGUUAUUCCAACUGUCGCCCACGCUGUCGUCCACACCCAAGGCCAAGGAGAACCCGGAAGGCCGCCGCAUGCGGCAACGAACCGCCUCCGCCGGCGAUAGAUCGGGUUCGUCGGGAUACGGAGGCAGCAGCGACGGAAACGGACCGGAACAAAUAUACUCGGAUCGUCUAAAACUAGUCGAAGAAACUGGAACAGUCGUCGAGCAAAAUCCCACGUUCGUCAAAUCCAUAAAAGUCGCGGGUCAAGGCGUCGGCGUCGCCCCGGCGAAGGCGUCUUCGGCGUCGAUACCGAACUCAUCAUCGUCCAGCGGCGGCGGAACGUUGUCCACCAUACCGGAAGGGAGGGUCGAUCUUCCUGUGCCGCAGCCCAUUUGGCCGAUGGAUCGCCGGUACGAUUCCCUGGUCGAUGACGCAUUGUUGUUAUAUACGAGCCUCAAUUACGUACCGGAAAUUAAGUCGACGCGUCCGGACGCACGUCGCUCACUAGAUUUGUCCGUAAAGGACUUGUUGGUGGAUCUAUUGGCGAGCAUCAACCGCACGUUGGACGGGAAAAUGGGCAGCCCGGAAGACAUGCUCCGGACGAUUAACGAGGAAAUCACGCUAAAAUUGGACGCGUUGCGAAAUACGACGGAGGAAGAGAUGAGGAGGCUGUGCGUCAACUUGAGCAACAGCAAACGGGUCAGCUCGGUAAUGAGGGCGUUCAGUCAGUCAUCUUCCAGCGGACGUUCGUCAUCGAGUUGCCGCGACGACGACAUCUACCGGGUUCCCUCCAACUCGUCCAGUAGCGGCUUCAGCGACUCGCCGACCUUGAACCGACGCCCGUCCGACGCUCUGUUGCCCGCGGCGCCAGUUUUCCUUCACGACGACGUCGCGGGGUUGUCCAGGGGUAUGCGCAACGCUCUCAUCUACGGUACCCUGUGUCGUCACAAACUCACGAAAGAGAGUAGAACGAUCGGUGACAGUGUUUUUCUCAAAGACUUCAAGUGCGACAAACAGGUGGUGGUUCCGGUGGAAAAAAAUGCAGUCGGCACGUCGCUGGUGGCCGACGCCGAGGAUAAGCCGAGCGUCUGGGCCUUGUAUUAUGGGAUGAGGGCCGAAGGUGCGGAACAGUACCUCACGGGAAAGCCCACGGAUGUUCCAAUAUACCCCGGAGGCAGACCUGAGGCCGACUUCACCCUCGAUUUGCCUCGCUCCGAGUUGCUGUCCAAACGGAUGAAAGCGGAUAAGAAAUGGCGAUGCAGAUGCCGGCUGCUCACCUCUUUUCUGGGUUUCGUGUUUUUUCUACUGUCUGUGAUGGCCGUCAGCUUAAUUUUGACCAGGGGGCGACGCAUGUUCGGCUCGAUGGUCUAAACCGUCAUUCAGAUUGUCUUUGUAGGUGCUCGAGAAUGAGAUCCGUCAAUAUACAGGGUAGCCACGUUUUCAAUGGGAUUGUAUGGGUAACCAUUAAAUAUUAAUUGUGGUUAAAUGGGAUAAAAGUGGAAGCUACCAAAAUUUAAUGAGGGGAGGCGGACCGAGAAAUAUUUAAAAAAAUAAUAUUGUUCCUAUUUUAUUGUCAUUGCGUUAUUAAAUUAUUGUUAAGUUAAUUUUUGUAUUUUUCCUAGACGCAUAUUUUUUUAGCGAUCAAAGUAAACUAUAUUAUAAGAGUAUGCGAAAAUCAAUUUGAAAACAUAAUAAAGUAAUUAACAAAGAUUAAUUGAUAUACUAUAGCAAUUUGUGACAUAGGCGCUAUAAAAUAUUGCCAUAACUCUAAGGAAAAAUAUAACGUGUGUCGUACAUUUGAAAAAGUUGCUAUAAGCUCUUAUUAAAAUACAUGUAAAAAUAGACAUGGUUUUUUCUUAGGAAAAUUUUAAUUUUAUAUCAGUGGCCCGCAAACGGAACAUCCAGUAUAAAAACUUCUGACAUUUUGCUUAAGGAUCGUUUUUUUUUUAAUUAACUUAUUCUGAAAAAUAAAUAUAAUUCGUAUGAAGAGUUUUCGAAAAUUUUCUAUCUCAAUACAAAAAAAACUUAUUUGCUCCAGUAACUAUUAAAUUAGUUCCGUUUCAUAUGAAGAAUUUAAAAUACGCUAUUUAAAAUUUGUUGACACUAGUAUUUUUACACCUUGUAGACAAAACAAGUGAAUUCCAAAGAAAUUCAUUUUGAACCCCCUACAACUUCUAUAUUACUGUUUUAUUUGUAGAAAAUUGGAGAUAAAGGUGCCAGAAACGACAUACUAAAAGUCAAAGAAUUUGUUUUUUUCUUAAUAUUUCUUAGUUUAUCUCUGAUAACUGAAUUUUGCGUGUAGUACAUAAAAAUAUAAAUACACAACUUUUAUCACAACAUAUAUUUAAUCAACCCUGUGUCUUUAAUGGUUUAAAAAUUACCCCCUAAAGUCCUACUGAAAAAGUGGUCACCAUAUAUGCCAUUCUCUUGUGAUUCGAAGGUUAUAAGGCGAUUUCUGGCGACGUAAAUUGUACAUAGUUAGUUAAGAUGGCUACCGACACCACAAACUUUCGUGAAAUCUAAGGUUUGAUUGAUAAUUAACCGAUACAAAUAACAGUUAUAAAAGGAAAACAAGUGCAAAUUAGACUUUUCUAUUUUGAAUUAGGUAUCUUUAUUUAAAAAAUCACGCUCAAAGUUCUAGUUCAAAUUUAAGCUGGUGGAGUAAAGAUAAUUUGCAUUAAUUACAUUAAAAAUGUUAAUGGAGAACAACUCAAAAUUUUCGAUUUUACGACUUUUAGUUAUCCUAUAGGAGCGGAAACUUUAUUUUAACUUGCUUGAACUUGCUGAACCUCGCCAGAAAUCAGCCCGUGGUAUUAUUAUUAGAUACUAUAGUGUUAAGAAAUAUUUAUUAUGUGAUGUAUGUGGUAUAUAUUAAAAAAAAAACGUCAA
Molecule: messenger RNA, 3400 nt
Organism: Cylas formicarius (sweet potato weevil)
Lineage: Eukaryota; Metazoa; Arthropoda; Insecta; Coleoptera; Brentidae
Exons: 6
Coding region: 602-1882 (426 amino acids)
Source: RefSeq, a predicted model, not a curated record